Messenger RNA from Poecile atricapillus (Black-capped chickadee), 600 nucleotides. Its product is annotated as collagen alpha-2(I) chain-like. The record is from RefSeq and is a predicted model, not a curated record. Bases 1 to 600 code for a protein of 199 amino acids. The transcript has 2 exons. NCBI's taxonomy places the organism in Eukaryota, Metazoa, Chordata, Aves, Passeriformes, Paridae.
AUGCCGCCGGCCACGGCGGCUGCGUGCGGAGGGGGCGGGGAGGCCGUGAGGGGAAAGGCCGUGUCCUUCGGAGCACGGGGCGGGACAGUCCCGGAGCCGGCGGGACGCGGCUCUCUGCAGGCCGCGUCACUCGGAGCCCGCGGCGGGACACGGCUCUCUGCAGGCCGCGUCACUCGGAGCCCGGGGCGGGACAGUCCCCGAGCCGGCGGGACGCGGCUGUCCCCGGGGCGCGGGAAGCGGGUCCCGCUGGAGCGGCGCCGCGCCUGCGCCCCGCGCUCCCUCACCCGCGGCGCCGCUGACGCGGCGGGGGCGGCGCUGCGGCCGCAGGGGGCCGCGGGGAGCACACUGAGGGCUCCGGCCGGCGGCACCCGCGGGUCUCCCGUCCCCGUGGCACCAUCCUGCGAGGGGAAGCGGCGGCUCGUCGGCCUUCGCCCGUGGCGGGGGAGGAAGGGCUCGCCGAGCCGCCGCCGGGCUGAGGGGCUGCCUGGCCGCACGGCCCGGGCCGUGGUCGGUGGUGCUUCGCUCGCAGCCUCCCGGAGCUCGCAGAGCCUUCAGCCGGCCCUUGGAAGGGCCCGGCCCUCUGUCCGAGGUGGGUGCUGA